Molecule: messenger RNA, 2314 nt
Organism: Melozone crissalis (California towhee)
Lineage: Eukaryota; Metazoa; Chordata; Aves; Passeriformes; Passerellidae
Gene: EXOC7
Product: exocyst complex component 7
Exons: 20
Coding region: 68-2161 (697 amino acids)
Biological process (GO): exocytosis
Cellular component (GO): exocyst
Molecular function (GO): phosphatidylinositol-4,5-bisphosphate binding
Source: RefSeq, a predicted model, not a curated record
CCAUCAUGGCGGCGCGGCAGUGACGGGCCGGGCGCGGUGGGAGCGAGCGGCGGAGCGGCUCGGCGCGAUGAUCCCGGGCGAGGAGGUGUCGGCCCGCAGGAGGGAGAUCGAGGACAAGCUCAAGCAGGAAGAAGAAACUCUGUCCUUUAUCAAAGAGAGCCUUGAGAAGAGUGACCAGCUCACCAAGAACAUGGUUUCAAUCCUCUCCUCCUUUGAGAGCCGUUUGAUGAAGCUGGAGAACUCCAUCAUCCCUGUCCACAAGCAGACAGAGAACCUGCAGCGCCUGCAGGAGAACGUGGAGAAGACCCUGUCCUGCUUGGAUCACGUCAUCAGUUACUACCACGUGGCCAAGGACACAGAGAAGAUCAUCAAGGAAGGCCCCACGGGGAGGUUGGAGGAAUACUUGAAUUGCAUGGACAAAAUCCAGAAGGCAGUGGAAUACUUCCAGGACAACAACCCCGACAGCCCGGAGCUGAACCGUGUGAAAUCCCUCUUUGAGCGGGGCAAGGAAUCCCUGGAGUCGGAGUUCCGCAGCUUGAUGACCCGACACACCAAGCCAGUGCCACCCAUCCUGAUCCUGGACCUGAUCAGUGGGGAUGAGGAGAUGGACACACAGGAGGAGAUGUCCCUGGAGCACCUCCCGGAGAGCGUCCUGCACGACAUCGUCCGCAUCUCGGGCUGGCUGGUGGAGAAUGGCAGGAACCAAGAUUUCAUGACAGUUUACUUCCAGAUCCGCUCCGUGCAGCUCGACCGCUCCAUCAAGGGGCUGAAGGACCAUUUCCGUAAGAACAGCUCCUCCUCAGGGGUGCCCUAUUCCCCUGCCAUUCAGAACAAAAGGAAGGACACCCCCACCAAAAAGCCCAUCAAGAGACCAGGCACGAUCCGUAAGGCUCAGAACCUUCUGAAACAGUACUCUCAGCAUGGUCUAGAUGGGAAAAAGGGGGCCUCUAACCUCAUUCCUAUGGAAGGGAGGGACGACGUCUUCGACAUCGAGAUCGACGCGUACAUCCACUGCGUCAGUGCCUUCGUCAAACUGGCCCAGAGCGAAUACCAGCUCCUGACAGAAAUUGUCCCAGAGCACCACCAGAAGAAGACCUUUGAUUCUCUCAUCCAGGAGUCGUUGGAUAAUUUGAUCAUGGAGGGUGAUAACAUUGUCUCAGCUGCCCGGAAAGCCAUCAUCAGACAUGACUACUCAGCUGUGCUCACAAUCUUCCCCAUCCUGAAGCAUCUCAAGCAGAUGAAGCCAGAAUUUGACCAGGUUUUGCAGGGAACUGCAGCAGGCACUAAGAACAAACUGCCAGGGCUGAUCACUUCCAUGGAGACCACUGGUGCAAAGGCACUGGAAGAGUUUGCAGACAACAUAAAGAACGAUCCAGACAAGGAGUACAACAUGCCAAAAGAUGGGACAGUUCAUGAACUCACUAGCAAUGCCAUCCUCUUCCUACAGCAAUUACUGGAUUUCCAGGAGACAGCAGGUGCCAUGCUGGCAUCACAAGUUCUUGGGGACACAUACAAUAUUCCUUUAGAUCCCAGAGAGACCAGCUCCUCAGCCAGCAGCUACAGCUCAGAGUUCAGCAGGAGGCUGCUGAGCACCUACAUCUGCAAAGUUCUGGGCAACCUGCAGCUUAACCUGCUUAGCAAAUCCAAGGUUUAUGAAGACCCAGCUUUGAGUGCCAUUUUUCUGCAUAACAACUACAACUACAUUCUGAAAUCUCUGGAGAAGUCUGAGCUGAUCCAGCUGGUGGCUGUGACACAGAAAACAGCUGAGAGAUCCUACAGGGAGCUCAUUGAGCAGCAGAUCCAGACCUACCAGCGCAGCUGGUUGAAGGUGACAGAUUACAUCUCUGAGAGAAACCUGCCUGUCUUUCAACCAGGAGUGAAGCUCAAGGACAAGGAGAGGCAGAUGAUAAAGGAGCGCUUCAAGGGUUUUAAUGAUGGGCUGGAGGAGCUGUGUAAGAUCCAGAAGGCCUGGGCCAUCCCAGACAUGGAGCAGCGGGACAAAAUCCGCCGGGCACAGAAAACCAUUGUGAAAGAGACCUAUGGUGCCUUUUUGAGCAGAUUUGGCAACGUGCCCUUCACCAAGAACCCUGAGAAAUACAUCAAAUACCAGGUUGACCAGGUGGGGGAGAUGAUUGAGAAGCUGUUUGACACAUCAGCAUAAAUUUCCAGCUGUUGUGAACUCUCCAGCUGCCACGUACAAGCCAGUGCUCUCUCAGCAACCCUUGGGACUCCCUUCCCUUCUCCCCUGCCCCAUUGUGGUGGGCAGGGUGUUAUACUUGUAUUUAUCAGAUUUAUAAAGCUGUGGAAACACUAA